Messenger RNA from Eruca vesicaria subsp. sativa (arugula), 2684 nucleotides. The record is from the annotation of a GenBank genome assembly. Lineage: Eukaryota; Viridiplantae; Streptophyta; Magnoliopsida; Brassicales; Brassicaceae.
GAUAGCUUCUUUUUCUUGUAGUCAUUUGCAGCAAUGGCUUCCUCACUCUCUGCAUUACCUCUCGCUGAUAGAAAUUUUCGCAAAUGGUGUUCACACUCUUCGUCUUCUCAUUUCGCUCUGAGAGCAAGAGCCGCUGCAAAAGAAGUCCACUUCAACCGUGAUGGUUCUGUCACCAAGAAGCUUCAGGCAGGUGCAGAUAUGGUAGCUAAGCUAUUAGGCGUUACAUUGGGUCCAAAGGGACGAAAUGUUGUGUUGCAGAACAAGUAUGGACCUCCCAAGAUUGUCAAUGACGGUGAAACUGUUCUCAAAGAGAUUGAGUUGGAGGAUCCGUUGGAGAAUGUUGGAGUGAAACUUGUGAGGCAAGCUGGUGCUAGGACUAAUGACCUUGCUGGUGAUGGUUCCACUACAUCUAUUGUGCUUGCUCAUGGCCUUAUCACUGAAGGUAUUAAGGUGGUUUCUGCUGGGAUAAAUCCAAUCCAAGUUGCUCGUGGUAUUGAGAAAACCGCAAAAUCUCUUGUUUUAGAGCUUAAGUCAAUGUCCAGAGAGGUUGAGAAUCAUGAGCUUGCUGAUGUUGCAGCAGUUAGUGCAGGGAAUGACUACGAAGUAGGGAACAUGAUCGCCAAUGCUUUUCAACAAGUAGGAAGGAGUGGUGUGGUUACAAUAGAGAAAGGAAAAUACCUAGUGAACAAUCUUGAGGUUGUGGAAGGGAUGCAGUUUAACCGUGGUUACUUAUCUCCUUACUUUGUUACUGAUAGAAGGAAGAGAGAAGUUGAGUUCCAUGAUUGCAAGUUGCUCUUGGUUGAUAAGAAAAUAACAAAUCCAAAAGAUAUGUUCAAGAUAUUGGACUCUGCUGUUAAAGAAGACUUUCCUGUUCUUAUAGUUGCUGAGGAGAUUGAGCAAGACGCUCUUGCUCCUGUUAUUAGGAACAAACUUAAAGGUAACCUGAAGGCGGCAGCUAUUAAAGCUCCCUCGUUUGGUGAGCGCAAGAGCCAUUGCUUGGAUGAUCUUGCAAUCUUAACUGGAGCAACUGUGAUAAGAGAUGAGAUGGGGCUGAGCUUAGAGAAGGCUGGAAAAGAGGUUUUAGGAACAGCAAAAAGGAUUGUUGUAACUAAGGAUUCAACACUGAUUGUUACUAAUGGGGACACUCAGAAAGCAGUUGAGGAAAGGGUUUCUCAGAUUAAAAAACUUGUCCAGAACACUGAGGAAAAUUUUCAGAAGAAGAUCCUCAAUGAGAGGAUAGCCAGAUUAUCCGGUGGAAUUGCAUUAAUCCAGGUAGGUGCACAGACGCAAGUUGAGUUGAAGGAUAAACAGCUAAAGGUUGAAGAUGCCCUGAAUGCAACUAAGUCAGCAAUUGAAGAAGGGAUUGUAGUUGGUGGUGGUUGUGCUCUCUUGAGACUGGCUGCUAAAGUAGACACCAUCAAAGACACCUUAGACAACACAGAACAGAAGAUUGGAGCUGAAAUAUUCAAGAAAGCAUUGAGCUACCCUAUAAGACUUAUAGCCAAAAACGCAGGCACAAAUGGGAAUAUUGUCAUAGAAAAGGUCUUAUCGAACCAAAACAUGAUGUACGGUUACAAUGCUGCAAAGAACCAAUACGAAGAUCUGAUGUUGGCUGGUAUCAUCGAUCCAACCAAGGUUGUGAGAUGUUGCUUGGAACACGCUGCAUCGGUAGCUAAAACGUUUCUGACAUCAGACGCAGUUGUUGUUGAGAUCAAAGAAAACAAACCGAGGCCAAUGAUAAAUCCACCAUUGCCUACUUCUCCAGCUGCAUCAUCAUCAUCAUCCAUGUUCCCUGACAGAAACUUGCCAAGAUUCCCUCAAAUUAUGCCCAGAACUCGAAACCACUUUCCAAGGAAGUAGGAAACAACAAUCUACCUUACAAGAUACAUAGAUAACAUGAGAACGUCACAUUUAAAUGUAAUCUCGAAACUUAACUACACGUGUAUACAUGUAUGUGUAUAUGUACACGAGUGUUUCUGAAACUGCGGUAAGUGUCAUAAUCUCUGUUCAUUUCUUACACGUGUCAAAGCCUCUUUUCUUUCUUACAAGCAUUUGUACUAAGUUAUCACCAAACACGAGAUCUUGUCGUAAAGGGAGAAACUUUUCACGAGAAUGAUGGGAAUAAUAAGCGUGCAGACAGCGAUGGAUCUAGUCGUCGCCGGAAUCUCGCUGAUGAUCGGAUUAGGGUUCUUCGCUCUCAUCGCCUCCAUCCUCUGCUCCGUCGCCUUCUUCCACCAUGCCAAAGCUGCUUCUUGACCAUUCAAAGAUUGAAUCUUUGAGAGAGACAAAGAGCCUCUCAUUGAUUUCAGUUCAGUUUGUACAAGGAAAGACACACUGUAAUCUAUAUUAACCGAAAAGUUUGUUCAUUUCUUGAUUUUUCUAUUUCCGAUCCAUUUCUCCCAGUAAAUCCUCGAUUAACCGGAGGGAAGCCGGAGAUUGUGUCUCCGAGAAGCAUUGUUAUACACUGGUUCUUGUCAAAAUGUCGACUUUUUGCUCGGGUUUCAAGAAACCAGACCAAACAAGAGUUUAAGUGAUGAUUUGUUCUUUUGGGUUAAAAGGGUCUGCUGUGGAUUACGUUGAAGCUCUCUCUAGCUUUUAUUUUCUAUUUCUGUUUCGAGUAAAUAAAAUUUUUAAGUUGUUUGGUAGUUGAGAGCCCUCAAAGUAAUGACGAACAUACGUUCCUA